Messenger RNA from Penicillium verhagenii, 2208 nucleotides. Its product is annotated as dolichyl-diphosphooligosaccharide--protein glycosyltransferase subunit STT3. Lineage: Eukaryota; Fungi; Ascomycota; Eurotiomycetes; Eurotiales; Aspergillaceae. The record is from RefSeq and is a predicted model, not a curated record. Gene Ontology annotation, biological process: post-translational protein modification. Gene Ontology annotation, molecular function: dolichyl-diphosphooligosaccharide-protein glycotransferase activity. The transcript is spliced from 4 exons. Gene Ontology annotation, cellular component: membrane. Bases 1 to 2208 code for a protein of 735 amino acids.
AUGGCCAAGUUUUCUUCCCUUGACAUUCUGCUGAAAGGCAGCUCCGGCGAAAGCACACGCGGUCUCCUGCGAAUCGUCAUCCUUUUAACUAUUGCGGCUGCCGCUGUCGCCAGCCGACUGUUCAGUGUUAUCCUCGAUCCCUGGUUCAAUUUCCGGGCCACCAAGUACUUGGUUGAGAAUGGUUUCUACAGUUUCUGGGAUUGGUUUGAUGACCGAACAUGGCAUCCCCUGGGUCGUGUCACUGGUGGCACCCUGUACCCCGGUCUCAUGGUGACCAGCGGUGUGAUCUACCACAUCUUGCGCUUCUUGACAAUCCCGGUCGAUAUCCGAAACAUCUGUGUUCUGCUCGCCCCCGGCUUCUCUGGCUUGACAGCCCUGGCCAUGUACCUCUUGACUUGCGAGAUGUCGACCUCGCCCUCGGCCGGUCUCCUGGCUGCGGCGUUCAUGGGAAUUACCCCGGGUUACAUUUCCCGUUCCGUGGCUGGCAGCUACGAUAACGAGGCCAUUGCCAUCUUCCUGCUUGUCUUCACGUUCUACUUGUGGAUCAAGGCUGUCAAGAAUGGAUCAAUUAUGUGGGGAGCUCUGACUGCCUUGUUCUACGGAUACAUGGUGUCUGCCUGGGGUGGUUAUGUCUUCAUCACUAACCUCAUUCCCCUGCACGUUUUCGUUCUGCUUUGCAUGGGCCGCUACAGCUCUCGCACCUACAUCGCCUACACCACCUGGUAUGCAUUGGGAACGCUGGGCAGCAUGCAGAUUCCAUUCGUGGGAUUCUUGCCCAUCCGUAACAGUGACCACAUGUCCGCUUUGGGUGUCUUUGGUCUGAUCCAGCUCGUGGCAUUUGCGGACUUUAUCCGUGGAUUCCUUCCUGGCAAGCAGUUCCAGAAGCUGCUCACUUCCAUGGUUCUGCUUGUCUUCGGUCUUGGCUUCGGUGGACUUGUUCUGCUCAGCGCUUCCGGUGUCAUCGCCCCGUGGAGUGGUCGCUUCUACUCUCUGUGGGAUACUGGCUACGCCAAAAUCCACAUUCCCAUCAUUGCAUCCGUUUCUGAGCAUCAGCCUACCGCCUGGCCUGCUUUCUUCUUUGACUUGAACUUCUUGAUCUGGCUCUUCCCCGCUGGUGUGUUCUUGUGCUUCCAGAAGCUCAAGGACGAGCAUGUGUUCGUCAUCAUCUAUGCCGUGCUCUCAAGCUACUUCGCCGGUGUCAUGGUCCGUUUGAUGUUGACUCUCACUCCGAUUGUCUGUGUCGCCGCGGCCCUUGCUCUGUCAGGUGUGCUUGAUCAGUUCCUGGUCAUGUCGAAGCCCACUGCUGAGUCUAAGGCCAAGGCUAAUACCAAGGAUGCCAAGGCGUACGGCAAGAUGAGCUCUCCUAUCGUUGGAGUCUACUCGUACUUCUCCAAGGCCUUCAUCUCUGGUUCAAUGACUCUGUACCUCCUUCUGUUCGUUGCGCACUGCACAUGGGUCACCUCGAACGCCUACUCGUCUCCUUCAGUUGUCCUGGCCAGUCGCAUGCCCGAUGGAAGCCAGCACAUCAUCGAUGAUUACCGCGAGGCAUACUACUGGCUCCGUCAGAACACCGCUGACAACGCCAAGAUUAUGUCCUGGUGGGAUUAUGGUUACCAGAUUGGUGGUAUGGCUGAUCGCCCCACCCUGGUCGACAACAACACCUGGAACAAUACCCACAUUGCCACCGUUGGUAAGGCUAUGAGCUCCCGUGAGGAGGUCAGCUACCCGAUCCUGCGUCAACAUGAUGUUGACUACGUGCUGGUCGUGUUCGGUGGUUUGCUGGGAUACUCCGGCGAUGACUUGAACAAGUUCUUGUGGAUGGUCCGUAUCGCCGAAGGUAUCUGGCCCGAUGAGAUCAAGGAGCGUGAUUUCUUCACUGCUCGUGGCGAGUACCGUGUGGAUGACGAGGCUACCCCCACCAUGAAGAACAGCUUGAUGUACAAAAUGUCUUACUACAACUACCAGUCUCUGUUCCCUCCUGGUCAAGCCGUUGACCGUGUCCGUGGUGUGAAGGUGCCCACUGAAAGCCCUCAACUCGACACCAUGGAGGAGGCUUUCACCAGUGAGAACUGGAUCAUCCGAAUCUACAAGGUUAAGGACCUGGACAACCUUGGUCGUGACCACAGCAACGCCGUUGCCUUCGAUAAGGGUUUGAAGCGUAAGCGCGCUGCUAAAAGAAAGGGCCCUCGCGUUCUGAGAACGGAGUAG